CCAGCUCACCAGAAAUCAUGUAGCAGUUUAUGUUGGACGAAUAAGUUAAAACGAAGACGGCGAUAAAAAAGGAGAACUCAGCGAUAAAAUAGAAGAGAUAAUUUGGUAGUAACGUGGAAAAUAUAAGAAAUACCAAGGAAUGGCAAUUGAUUCGUCUACAAGGGUCAAGAAGGAUUCCCGGAAGGAUGAUGUUGCCAAACAGGAACGUUGGGCAGUGAGCACUAACAAGGCACUAUCUUGCAAGCUGGUGAACACGUGCAAGGCUAUCGACACUGCAAGAGAGUACCAGUGCAAAGUUUUCGACAUUGAGACUAAAGCUAUCAAGAGAAAGUGGAAAUCUGUCAUCAAUAGGAAGGUAGAGCUAAUGUUUGCGGAGGGAUACAUACCGCCAGGUGAUGUGAAACUGAGGUGUGCUCCGACGCAGAGAGAGAAACUACUUUAUCAGAGUGAUGAGUACACGUUGGGAGGCGAUCCACUCUAUAGACCUGCUUUAUACAGAAUAGUGGGUAGCUUACCAGUUUCGGAACACGAGUUACUACGAGAGUAUGCACGAGAACGAGUAUGGCGACCCCAAACUGCAGGACCCCGGCUUCUAACCACCCCGAACAGAGCCCCCUCCUCUUCCUCCGCAAGCAACAGAACCCGUAACAUUAGAUCCCAUCUAAGCAGCAGAGCGGCACCCCCGGCUAUGUUACAGAGACCACUCAGUUCAGCUGUUCCCGUUCAGAGGUCCAAGAAGACAGUUCAGAGGAUUACCAGUGCGCGAGCUUGAGAAGAGUUUAUGUUGGAUUUUGAUUUUAGUUAAGGGUUGAUUAUUAGGGAAUGACUGUAUUGAACUCCUUACAUGCUGCGAUAUAUCAUUUCUUUAAUCAGCCAAUCGGGGAGCUGUAUUUUAGUCACGUGGCAUCAACCAACCAAUCAGAGAACUGUGUUCGAGCCACGUGAUUAGCUGGAGAUAAAUCGAUUGUUGGUCCAAACAUUUGUAUAGUUUAUAAAUGUAAAAGUAUAAGUGCACGAUCAUUUAAAAAGUUUAUGCGAGUGCAUAAUAAAGCUACAAAUUAUGUGAACAAGCAACGUGUGCUUGAUAAAGGGCAAGCAAAUAUAAAAGUAUAUGCACAGCAUUGUAACUGAAGUGCAAAGUGUUAUAUUGAUAAAUUAUGAUUCAUCUGUUUUACCAUAUAUCCAAUAUCCUGAAAUUGAGGUUUUCACGUGAUGCCCAAAUAAGGUAAUGAUAACGUUUCACCUAUAUAGUACAGCUGGUGUCCCAAAAAGGUGACCACGUUACGUUUAUUGAUAGCUCUGCUCAGAUUUAACCUAACGACUUAUGUGAGAUUUUCAAGCAAAUGAGUUAUUGAGUUGGUUAUCCAAACUGAGCACCAGAUGCAGAUCUCCACUUUGGGACCAAGCACAAGCCUUAAGCAUGAAAAUAAGAUUGAUAUCGGAUAUUUUUGAUUUUCAAAAACUUAAUUUGUCUAAAAAAACCUAAUUUGUCUGUCGAGGUCUGAAAGAUUGAUCACAGAAAUUAUCAAAUAUGUGAUAUGACGUGCUCUACCCGUUCUUGAAUUAUAAACACUUAUUACGUGGUCCUAUUUUUUGUUUCACGUGAUUAUACGGCUUCAAAUUAAACAAUAACGCCAUUAGUUUUAUAAUGAUGUUAAUUUUUGAUUUCGAUGUAAAUAAAC
Molecule: messenger RNA, 1682 nt
Organism: Bolinopsis microptera
Lineage: Eukaryota; Metazoa; Ctenophora; Tentaculata; Lobata; Bolinopsidae
Exons: 5
Coding region: 140-772 (210 amino acids)
Source: RefSeq, a predicted model, not a curated record